AAAAUAACUCACUCUAUGCCGCUCUGAAAGCGAACAUUGUGAAAGUAGUAAAUACCCCACACGCGAGAGACCUGUUGGAUUUACAGGGAAGCGCAAACUGUAUGGGCGAAACACCAGAAACAAGAAAAAACAAACAAACAAAAAGGGUAACACAAGGAACUUCUCUGGGAUUUGUCUUUGGGUGUAACUUUUGCCUUCAGACCGGUAGUUGAGUCUCACAACGGGGCCUCGGGAAAUGAUGACUGGUGAGGAAUGAACACGACUUCUCGCGCGACUAACAUUACCUCUGUAAAAUAAGCGUAUCGGUUGAGCGGCUGCUGGAUUAAAAGGAGGAGUUUCGUUUCUAUGACCAGGAAUAAUGGUUGUGGAGUGUAUAAAAGUGUCGGAGUUUGAGGGAAGCUAACAGGCUAUUCAGCCACACCCUCCCGUCGCUUCCUGAUACGCAAGAUGUAGCGGGAGACUACAACCGACGCGCGAGAGUCUCAGUAGCGAACUAAGUUCGUUAUUGUCGAGGAAACUACAAUAAAACAUUAAGCUGAACGUUAAAACAAUGGCAAGCAAAAGCGAAACUAUCUGCCACUGGACAACCGCUGCUUUUCUGCUGGAGAGGGCGUAUGGACAAUAGAUAUGCAUAAGGAACUGUGUUUUCCCACAGAACUUGGAUUGUGUACGAAAAAGAAACGGCUGAAAGUCGUUCGGGAAUAUUUGAUGAGUUUUCAAGGUCUCGUGGGAUGAUGGUGCAGUGGCGCCGGGCGCCCGCGCGUCUCGAGCUUCGGACGCAGGGUCAGCAAGACGGUCAAUACAUCAUCAGCAUCAUAUUGCAGGACGUGUAUUUCAAUGCAUUUAAUUUGCAUGACACGAAGAAAACCUGAAAUGACAAAUUCUGGAAGUCAACCUGCACUUUGCCUUCAUCUGGCCAUCUUCUCGUUCAUGGCACUGCAGUAGCCUUUUAAAAGAUUUUUUGGGGUUUGUUUGCAUUGUUGGAGCAACAUUGACAACCUGUGAAACUGAUCAGACUGUAGCCUACCUUACCAGAGGUAGUUGUGAAUUGUAUUAUUUCUUUCAUUAUGCACAUUUAAAAUCUGAUUAUUUAAACAUUGGGCAAUUCAGAGUUUUUCAAUUGAAGGGAUAUUUAACUAUAGCUCUCACCAGCCUAUUUUGCCUGCAUUUUUUAUUAUAGGAAUAUUUUUUUUUUCUUCAAAAGUACUUCCCUUAUUCUCACAGGUGCAUUGAGUGAAGUUUCAUAUUAUUUUGAGUUAUCAAAGUGUCCUGUGUGUUCGCAAAGAAGCUGAGUGGACUUUUUCUUCUGAAGGACAUUAUAGAAGACUCUUUGGCCAGUUUCACUCUCCUUGAGAAGGUGUGGAAAUCUUUUAUUACUGAAGAAAAUGACAUAAAUCACAUGUUUCGCACAAGAGAACGUGUGUUGCGAUCUUUAUUUUGAACAUUAGAGCGACCACACUACUAUGGCUAGUAGUGGCUCUGGAAAAUCAGAUAGUGAGGUUUCUACCAACAUCCCUAGUGGCAGCUUGCAACAAAGAAAAAGACUUUUAUCCAUCUGUGACGCAUGCAAGAGCAAAAUGCAGCUGGUGGCGGACCUGCUCCUGCUGUCCAGCGAGACCAGGCCGGUGGUGAACUCCGACGGCCUGCUCAUAGCAGAGACGUUCGAGAAAUGCCGCGACACCUUGAUCGCCCGAACUAAGGAAUUGUCUAUUAUUGUUCAUGACAUUCAGAGCCAGCUCAACAUGGGGAAGUUUGUGGAGGUCGGGGACCGACUGUUGGAGAUGGGGGACCUGGUGGUCUCGCUGACAGAGUAUUCGGCGCAUGCCGCGUACUUGGCGGCAGUGGAGAUACCAGGCUCACAGGCUGCCGUUCCCGGCCUGGUGGACCGCUAUAAAGUCACCCGCUGCCGCCACGAAGUGGAGCAGACGUGCAACACUCUACGCCUUACAGCUCUGGCCGACCUGACGCCGCAGCUCCUUCUGGAGGUGUCGCAGAACAUCCUGAAGAACCUCACCACGCUCACGGACGCCUCCUCUCUGGCCAGUGAUAAAUCCAAGGACAAGUUCGCCAAGGAGCAGUUCAAAGCUAGCGUCAAGUGCAUGAGCACAAGCGCCACGGCUCUGUUGGCGUGCAUGCGUGAGCUGAAGGCCUGCCCCAGCGAGCUGACCCGCAACCGCUGCGUCCUCUUCAGUGGCCCGCUCGUGCAGGCCGUCCACGCCUUGGUGGGGUUCGCCACCGAGCCGCAGUUCCUCGGAAAAGCCGCCGCCAUCACCCCCGAGGGCAAGGGGGUGCAGACGGCCGUCCUGGGCGGCGCCAUGAGCGUGGUGUCGGCCUGCGUCCUCCUGACCCAGGGCCUCAGGGAUAUUUCCCAGCAUCCCGAGAGCAGCUCCCAGAUGCCCGUCUACCGGGAGCGUCUGCGCAACUCUGCGUGCGCCGUCUCGGACGGAUGCACUCUCCUGUCUCAGGCACUAAGGGAACGAUCCUCACCUAGAACUUUACCGCCAGUUAACUCUCAUUCUGUGAAUUAAAACAACUCCCCAGCACGUUAUUUUUGAAGUACCAAAGAAUCUAAUCAGGUUUAACCCCUGUGUAGUAUGAGUUAGGGCUGGGCGAUAGUUUGAACAUUGGAGAGGUUAUCUUUUAAUGUUAAAAGUAUGUCUUAGAAAGGCCGUAAGCAGCUGCUUUCAAACACUCCCACGCAUAUGUGUGUGAGAGCACCGUAGACGGCAUCAAAUGUUUCUAUUUGCAACAUGUUUAACAGCGUUGAGCAUUGUAGCCAAUGAGCUCCGAAACACAAUGACCAAUCACAGGUGCUUAAAUUAGUCAACGGGGAAUCCACUUGUUGUGUUCUACAUGCUUGAAUCGUCUCAUUAUAACUAAACGUGAUGUAAAUAAGAGGUUCAUAUAAAUAAGUAACUAGUGUUGAUUUUUGCAGUAAACAAUUUGUGACUAAACGUUCUGUCCAGAUGUCUUUUUCACAGGGGACUUUUUUUUUUUUGAAAACAAAUUAAUUGUUAAAUCGAAUAUAAUGAAAAUAUCACGAUUUUUUAGCUAUAUCGCCCAGCCUUAAUUUGAGUAAAUGUAGUGUUUAUCCAUCUAAAUUUACUUUUCAUGGCAGUCGGCUUUACUCAAGGUCCCAUUUAUAGGUUAUUUUCUCAUACUGGAUGUGAUUGUGGGGGAAAAAAAACAGUAGCUUUUACUAAAACUGACAAAUUUUCAGCAAAUCCUCCUGUCGGUUGAGAAUGUGGCCUAAAGCGGUCUUUACAACAGAAGCCUUAAAAUAAAACUGAAAGUCUUUACCUCAGUGUUCAGCUGAAUGGAUGUCAUUGAGAUCUGUAGAAAUCAUCAGCAUCAUAUUGUUCGUAUUCCAUGUGUGAAUUUCUAAUGAGUUAAAGCUGCUGUGAGUGUGUGCCAUAGGUUUUACACUAUUUACAAGACUUACAAUGAUAUUUUAAUGUGCUGCCCCCCCCCCACCCCCUCAUUUUUUAUCAUGCAUGUACUGGAGUAUUUAUUUCAAGUAAUUAAAAAUGUUGUUUCUCAUAACUAUCGUGUGACAUCUCAGUCUAAAGAUUAAAAUACUUGAUUAUUUUAAAUCUAUGAAAGAGGCCGAACGUUUUCACUGAAUGAACAAAAUGUGUGCUCUGA
Pimephales promelas (fathead minnow) is the source of this 3645-nucleotide messenger RNA. It is a transcript of the gene tlnrd1, whose product is annotated as talin rod domain containing 1. Gene Ontology annotation, molecular function: actin binding. The record is from RefSeq and is a predicted model, not a curated record. NCBI's taxonomy places the organism in Eukaryota, Metazoa, Chordata, Actinopteri, Cypriniformes, Leuciscidae.